AUGUUUGGUGGAAAUCCAACAGCAGCUACAGCUGCUGCCAGCACGCUGACUGUCAACGAUGAAGAGAAGAUACCUUCCACUGAAAACUCAGCAAGCUUCAGGUACCCUGGCUCAGCAGAUCCAGAGGAUGGGGAACUAGUCGAAGACAGUGCUGAUAUGAGUACUCGAACAUCCUUAACAGCGCACCGUAACCAGCCAAAGUCACGUUUCCGAUUGCUCUUUGUGACGGCGUUGCUCAUUGCUUUGGUGGCAAUGGCUGUGCGCUUUAACAUCAGCAGCAUGAGGAUCCGCAAGUCCCAACGCCAUCGAUUAGGUUCGGGCGGUGUGGGGUCGGCGAAGGUGACCUCAGGAAGCGUCUUGACGAUGGAGGAAACUCUGCAGCUGGAGAUGGAGCGACUGCACUAUCGGUGGAACCAAGCCAACGAAAGGGUCCAAUAUGCUUUCAUUCAUUUCUUCUUUCCUAAUGCAACGAAUUUGGAUUCACGACGUGGUCCCACGGAUGUGAUUAUUGAACACGUUGGAGCCCUGAUGGACCUCCCCUGCCCCGGUGAGACGGACCCAUACGUGAAUCGCAGGGACUACACACUGAAGUUUGCGCUGGCUAGCAGUAUUGUGGAAGCGAUGAUGCGGCGAUUAGAUUAUUUAGAGCUCAGCUUUGAUCUUUGGUCGAAACACGGGAAUUCUUAUUCGGUGCCCGACUUGCAAUUGCACGCGUCCAUCCUGCUUGGCGCCGAGCUCGAAAGGCAGCCUCAUGUUAUGCCCUUCAAAGAAUUUGUUGCAAGCCUGGGGCCCGCGUACAGUGGGUUCAAUGACACACUAAGGAGCAUGGAAGAAACUGCAGAAGCAACCAGUCUGCCUACAGACAUCACGGAGCCCCUCAGACAUAUGAUCGGACAAGAUGUCCAAAGAAACCAAGCAGACAAUAUGAUACGAUACAUCUUUUCUUCUUUUUUCGACGCAGUGGAUGCCGCAAUUGUGGGAACCAGAAAGUUUCAAGAAACAGCAACAGAAGCAGAAGCAGCUGCAGCACAAAAAGGGCUCACGGAGGUUACGCUGCCUUCCUCUCAAGCUCCUUUUCCUGUAGAAAUAUUUCGAGAGGCUCUACAGGAAGCUGAAAAGCACGCAGUGGGGCCUGUGCCGCUGGAAACGAUAAAGGCGUGGGAAGAGACGUGGACCAUAGAGGGCGGUCUGUCUGCACUACGUGAAAUAGAAAAAAGGCAGGUUUUGGUGCGCGAGAAUGCAAAUAAGCUGGCAGAGAAGUAUCUUGCCAAAGUGAAAGAACAAGACGGAUUGGACAGAGGAGAAGAUGAUGUUUUUUUCAUAGCACUAAAGUUGCUUUGA
Molecule: messenger RNA, 1341 nt
Organism: Eimeria necatrix
Lineage: Eukaryota; Apicomplexa; Conoidasida; Eucoccidiorida; Eimeriidae
Exons: 1
Coding region: 1-1341 (446 amino acids)
Source: RefSeq, a predicted model, not a curated record